Messenger RNA from Papaver somniferum (opium poppy), 2070 nucleotides. Its product is annotated as probable pectinesterase/pectinesterase inhibitor 34. The transcript has 3 exons. Gene Ontology annotation, molecular function: pectinesterase activity; pectinesterase inhibitor activity. Bases 90 to 1829 code for a protein of 579 amino acids. Gene Ontology annotation, biological process: cell wall modification. Lineage: Eukaryota; Viridiplantae; Streptophyta; Magnoliopsida; Ranunculales; Papaveraceae. The record is from RefSeq and is a predicted model, not a curated record.
CUCUACCCUUCUCUUCUAACCUCAUAUUCUCAUCUCCUCCCUCCUUCUCACUAAAACCACCUCUUUUUCUCUCCAGACUAGACUAGACCAUGAUCAAACCCAAGCCACCUCUUGUUUUAUCUAUCCUCACCAUCAUUUUCUCAAUUAUCACCACCAGUACCAUCUCUACCACCACACCACAACCACUAUCUCUUCUUCAUCACAGGAAACUAACCCAAGAAACAAAAACAACCAUUACAGAUUCAUGCAGCAAAACUCAAUAUCCAACACUUUGUAUCAACACAUUACUAACUCACCCAUCUGACUCGGUACUCAACAACAUCAACAGACCCAGUGGACUCAGUCUGGUUCAAAUCUCAGUGAAUGAGACGCUGAAUAGAGUUGGGAAAGCACUAUACAGUGCUUCAACUAUAUCUAAUGUUGAUAUGGAUACACGUGUACGGUCAGCAUAUGAAGAUUGCUUGGAAUUAUUGGACGAUUCUAUGGAUCAACUCUCACUUUCUCUAAACUCAGUCGGUUCAUCAUCACCGUCUAACAAACAUACUUUGGAUGAUGUGAUGACGUGGUUGAGUUCAGCAUUGACUAACCAUGACACCUGCACGGAGGGUUUCGAAGAUGUGAAAGUCGGGUACGUGAAAGAUCACAUGCAAGAACAGUUGAAAGAUUUAUCGCAAUUGGUCAGUAAUUGUUUGGCUUUAUUUGCUGUUUCCUCAAAAAAGCCAUCGGAAAAAUCAUCCAGUGGUGGUGGUGAUUUUGAUGGCAUUCCUAUUGAAAACGGGAGUCCGAAAAAAGGUUUUCCGGCGAAGAAGAAUAGUUUGCCGGGAUGGGUUAAACGUCGAGAGCGACACUUAUUAGAUAUGCCAGUGACAUCCAUGCAACCGGAUAUAAUAGUUUCGAAAGAUGGGAACGGAACGCAUAAAACGAUUGCCGCGGCAAUUAAAGCAGCUCCGCAACUUAGUAACAAACGUACCAUAAUUUACAUCAAAGCAGGAAGGUAUGAGGAGAGUAAUUUGAAAGUAGGAAGAAAAAAGAUCAACUUGAUGUUUAUAGGAGAUGGGAAGGGUAAAACAGUGAUCACAGGAGGCCAAAGUGUUGCUGACAACUUAACGACAUUUCAUACAGCGUCAUUUGCUGCAACCGGUACCGGAUUUAUUGCGCGUGACAUAACGUUCGAGAAUUACGCAGGCCCUGCUAAGCAUCAAGCAGUAGCCUUAAGAGUAGGAGCGGAUCAUGCAGUUGUAUAUCGUUGCAACAUCAUAGGCUACCAAGACAGUUUAUACGUACACUCAAAUCGCCAAUUCUUUCGAGAAUGCGACAUAUACGGAACUGUUGAUUUUAUAUUUGGCAAUGCAGCAGUAGUAAUUCAAAACUGUAGCCUUUAUGGUCGUAAACCGAUGGCUCAGCAGAAAAUUACUGUUACUGCUCAAAAUCGGAAAGACCCGAAUCAAAACACAGGUAUAUCGAUCCAUAACUCUAGGAUACUUGCUGCGUCAGAUCUUCAACCAUCGAAGAAUUCCUUUCAAACAUUUCUUGGACGGCCAUGGAAAAUGUAUUCGAGAACUGUCUAUAUGCUUUCCUACAUGGGUGAUCAUAUCCAUCCUCGCGGAUGGCUCGAAUGGAACGGUGAAUUUGCACUUGAUACAUUGUAUUACGGGGAAUAUUUGAAUUAUGGACCAGGUGGUGCGGUCGGCCAACGGGUCAAAUGGCCGGGAUAUCGUGUAAUGACAUCAGCAGAAGAAGCUGGGAAGUUUACUGUAAGUCAGUUUAUAUUUGGAUCCUCUUGGUUACCUUCAACUGGGGUUUCUUUUGUUGCAGGAUUAUCAGUUUAAGUUGUAACUACAUAUAUGAGAUCAUCUAAGGUAUAUAGUAAAUGUUUAUAGAUGGAUAAGAUUGUAUGUGGUCAAAAACAGUCAGUGCAUAAUUCCAUUUUACACCUGUGUUUUACAUUAAUUAAUUUAGUUGUUUUAAGGUUGGGAUUUGACAAAAUCAUAAGAUUUUUGUACAUCUUGAUGUAUUAGGCAAAAGCAAAUAUUAAUGAUACGAAAAGAAACUUCUUUCUUUGUCUUUCAA